UUGAAAAUGGCGGUGGUCGAAUAUUCAUCCAUGAAACCACCGAUCACGAAAAGAUUGCAGAGUAAUAUCUCCGAUUCCCCAGUUUUAUCUGUCGAUCAAUGUAUCGAUAAAGCCACUGAAAAACUUCUUUUUAAAAACUUUGAUGAGUGCAUACAAGUUUGUGAAGCAGGCAUUACCGAGGCUCAUAUGAAAGCGGAAAAUCUGAGUGUAACAGAGAAACUUGAGCCACUCUGUAUCUUGGCGGUCCAGGCAUAUGCUGAACUCAACCAGUGGCAGCGGGUGAUGCCGUUUGUACAGCAGGUAUAUGGCAGUGUGGAAGACUGCCCUUACAAGGUUAUGCAUCUGUGUAUCCUGUUGCAUUCAAAAGUCAAAGAGUAUACACAAUGCCACGCUCUGUCCAGUGUUUGGCUGAAGCACCCUGGCAACGUAGGAAGAGAAGGUUACACAGACGUUGUUGACGUUUGUAUUAAGCAUAUACUUCUGCCCCAGGGUAAAGUCAAACUCAUCCCACGAUACCUUGAGUCAUGUCCUGGAUUGACCACUACUGACCAGCAGCAUCUGAUGGACUACUACAGCACACUACACACAGCAAAGCAGGAUGGCAAUACCUCCGUCCAGGUCAAAGAUCAAGGCCAUGAAAUAGAUGUCACAGAAUCACUCGCCAAUCAAAAUAGUACAAAGGAGAAAGACAAGAUACAAACAGACCAUCACCUGAUUACAUUUGCUAAGGCCCUGGUGAGUCGUAUGAAGUUAUACAGUCUGGAUGUCAUCCUGAAGGUGGCGGCCCUCACUGUUUGUCUCUACCUCAUCGCAUUCCAAGGUCAUAAUGGCGACACUUCAAGCAGUUUUAGCAGACUGUCAGUUAUUGGACAAAAUCUCAUAAAAGCAUUGAAAUCUCUUUUAUGGCCAGGAUAGUAGUGGUCAUAGUAACGCAGAACUAGGAUUCCGUCCUCAAGUACUACGUUGUUAUUCUAGUCAAAAACUGGUCAGAGUACUACCCAAACCUGGGAAAUGAUUAAACAGAGAUUUUCCCGCGCUGUAAAUAAAAAUAUGGCUGUGAUUGACAUUAGUUGUGCAAUGCAAAACCUUUUAUCAUAUUGUACCAUUAAUACAGAACUAGUGUGCUGGUACCAUUAAUACAGAACCAGUGUGCUGAUACCAUUAAUACAGAACCAGUGUGCUGAUACCAUUAAUACAGAACCAGUGUGCUGGUACCAUUAAUACAGAACCAGUGUGCUGUAGGGAACCAUAAGGAUUAAGGGAUUAUCCCAAUAUGGUCUGGAGCAUUUUGGGAUAAUUGGACUCAAUUUUGUAUAAACAGUGGGUGUGGUCUUCUUGAGACAGAGGAGUGGGGCCGAAUAGGUGAAAUAGAGAUAAAACCUUUCUAAUUUAGUCUGGAGCAUCCUUAAGCCAAGGGUACUUAAUUUUGUAUAAACCAUGGGUGUGGCCCCUUUGGACACAGAGGGGCAGGAAUCAAAAGGAGACUUGGAGGUUUAAAUCUUCAAAAUCCUUCUUCUUCGGAAACAUUGGCGGAAUUUUAUCCAAAUUUGCCCUGGAGUAUCCUUUGGCAAAGGGGACUAACUUCUAUAUAAACAGAGGGUGUGGCCCCUCUGGUUGAAGAGGGGCGGGGCCCAAUAGGGGAAUUUGAAGUUUAAACUAUUGCAAGAAUUUUAUCCAAAUAUAUAAGUAUCCUUUGGCAAAAGGGGACUAAAUUUUGUACAAACGGAGGAUGUUGCCCAUCUGGGUGCAGAGUGACGGGCCCCAAAAUGAGAUUCGGCUUCUGCCUCACCUCUAGCAUCCUAAUGUCUGGAUAAUAACAUGGACUUUUAUAGAGUCAGUUCUGUAUUAAUAGCUAGAAAUGGUGUAGAUCCCCACCCCUUAACCAGAUGGACACAAUCAUUAUGCUACCAUAAUUGGCCUCGGGGUCUGUGCAAGGCUUACAAUUUCUGAGUUUGAAAUAUUAUCAGGAUUGAUCCUGGGAUCUGGCCCUGUCCUAGGAUCUUACUUGCAAUAUUAUUUAUAUGAACAUAUUUGCCAAGAUUACUGAAAUGUCUAGGUGAACAAUACAGGCCCCCUGAACCUCAUGUUUAAAUUUAAUUAAUAGAUGUAUAUAUGUAAGAGCUUCAAAGAUUAAUGUAAAAGUGAAUUGUUACUGGUGUAUACCUGCCUAUGUAAUGUUUAGCAUAUUUAUUUAAACAGUAAGAAUUAAGGUAAGUGUUUGAAAAUAUGGGAACAGUACAUGUACCAUUACUUUAAGAGACUGUUGAAAUUUACAAAUAAAUACAUAUUAUAUAA
Molecule: messenger RNA, 2295 nt
Organism: Mizuhopecten yessoensis (Yesso scallop)
Lineage: Eukaryota; Metazoa; Mollusca; Bivalvia; Pectinida; Pectinidae
Product: peroxisome assembly protein 26-like
Exons: 5
Coding region: 7-915 (302 amino acids)
Biological process (GO): protein import into peroxisome membrane; protein import into peroxisome matrix
Cellular component (GO): peroxisome; peroxisomal membrane
Molecular function (GO): ATPase binding; protein-containing complex binding
Source: RefSeq, a predicted model, not a curated record